AGUUAGCACACACAAAUACAUAAUUUUAAAGAAAUAUACAUAAAUGGCACCCGAUGGAUCAAAGGGUCUGAAAGGGGUCGUGGCUGGCGGUAUUACGGGAGGCCUAGAGAUUAUGGCGACCUAUCCCACAGAGUUUGUGAAAACGCAAUUGCAAUUAGAUGAGAAGGGCGAUGGUCGGAAAUUCAAAGGAACAUUAGAUUGCAUAAGAAAGACUGUGAAUACGAAUGGCGUUUUCGGUCUAUAUAGGGGUUUGAGUGUGUUACUGUUGGGCAGCAUACCCAAGAGUGCCGCUAGGUUUGGAUCGUUUGAGUAUUUUAGCCACACUUUCCAAGGCUACAAAAUCAACAAUCAACGAUUUAUGGCUGGCUUCUUGGCCGGCCUGACAGAAGCUGUGCUGGUUGUUACCCCAAUGGAAACGAUCAAAGUGAAGCUCAUUAAUGACAAUCGAAGUCCAAAUCCAAAAUAUAGGGGUUUAUUUCAUGGUGUAACAGAAAUUGUCAAGGCAGAAGGAAUUGGCGGUAUCUACAAGGGUUUACUACCCACCAUGGUCAAGCAGGGUACCAAUCAGGCCAUCAGAUUCUGUGUGCUUUUCGCUCUAAAGGAUAUGUACACUGGAAAUGAUCCCAAUAAGUCAGUGCCGAAAUUGGGAGUCGGUAUUUUUGGUGCCAUUGCUGGAGCUAUAUCUGUGUUUUUCAACAAUCCCGUCGAUGUGGUGAAAACCCGUAUGCAAGGCAUGGGAGCGCAUAAGUAUAAAAACUCAGCCGACUGCUUUCUACAGACUCUACACUCGGAGGGUCCAAUGGCAUUUUACAAGGGCACAUUACCACGUUUGGCUCGCGUCUGUGGGGACGUGGCCCUUACAUUUAUGAUCUAUGACACUAUUAUGGAGAUUAUUAACACUGUUUGGAAGGAAAACAAAAUAAAUACUUCGUAAUUUACUCAAGAUUUCCAUCUUGAUUUUAAGAUAAAUAUAUUUUAUUGUAAAUAAUUAA
Molecule: messenger RNA, 992 nt
Organism: Drosophila willistoni
Lineage: Eukaryota; Metazoa; Arthropoda; Insecta; Diptera; Drosophilidae
Product: tricarboxylate transport protein, mitochondrial
Exons: 3
Coding region: 44-934 (296 amino acids)
Biological process (GO): mitochondrial citrate transmembrane transport
Source: RefSeq, a predicted model, not a curated record